Messenger RNA from Lactuca sativa (garden lettuce), 513 nucleotides. Lineage: Eukaryota; Viridiplantae; Streptophyta; Magnoliopsida; Asterales; Asteraceae. The record is from RefSeq and is a predicted model, not a curated record.
AUGGUGCGUACGAUGUUGGAUCAACAGAUGGAAGAAACAAAACGUUUACUUCAACAAAGUAAGGAUGGACUUACUAUGCCAGUACGUCAUGCAUCUGUUCUUGAGGAAACUAUCUCGAUUGCUAAGUCUAUUGAUGAAAUGAUCAAUGACAGGACCGCAAACAAGGUUGAAGUUGGCAAGAAGUGGAAAUUUGAGGGGUCUCCAAGGCCCAACAAGAACAACAUAUUCUCAAAGUCUGGCAAAAGAGGAGGUAAAGGAAAAUGGUGCGGGAAGUGCAAAAAUAAACACUCUGAGAAUUGUGACAGGAAGGUGAAGUGCUUUAGGUGUGGAGAAAUUGGGCAUUACGCCAAUCAGUGUACGAUUCUCAAGGGGGUGUGUUACGUAUGUAAGGAAGAAGGCCAUAUUUCUAAGGACUGUCCGAAGAAAAAUGAAGUAACAAGGCCAAGUGCACCGCCAAUGCCAAGGGAAUUUCAGAAUAUCGUUGACAAAGCAAAUAACACCGCUAGGAAGUAG